This is a messenger RNA of Mesitornis unicolor (brown roatelo), 4569 nucleotides long. RefSeq names its product dynamin binding protein (gene DNMBP). Gene Ontology annotation, biological process: intracellular signal transduction. The coding region runs from base 1 to 4569 and encodes 1522 amino acids. The record is from RefSeq and is a predicted model, not a curated record. Lineage: Eukaryota; Metazoa; Chordata; Aves; Mesitornithiformes; Mesitornithidae. Gene Ontology annotation, molecular function: protein binding; guanyl-nucleotide exchange factor activity. Gene Ontology annotation, cellular component: cytoplasm. The transcript has 16 exons.
AUGGAGGCUGGCUCCGUGGUCCGAGCAGUCUUUGAUUUCUGUCCCAGCGUCUCUGAGGAGCUGCCCCUCUUCGUGGGAGAUGUCAUUGAGGUACUGGCCGUUGUCGACGAGUUCUGGCUCCUUGGCAAGAAGGAAAGUGUCACAGGGCAGUUUCCUAGCAGCUUUGUGGAGCCUGUGGAUAUUCCCCAUUUGAAGCAGGGAGAGAAACUGUUUGUUUGUACCAGUGACUUCACAUCUCAAGAGCCAGGGAGCUUGUCAUUGCAGAGAGGAGACCUGGUGAUCCUGGGGGGGUCCCUGGCCUCCAGCUGGCUCCAGGGCAGAAGCAGCUGGGGUUCCAAGGGCUUUUUCCCCUCAUCAUGUGUGCGAGAGCUGUGCCUUUCAGUUCGGAGCCAUCAGCUGUCCCAGAGUGCUCUUCUAGAGGUGCCUGCCUACUCCCUGGGCCAAGCCCGGGCCCUGAUGGACCUGUCUGCUCAGCUGGAGGAGGAGCUGGACUUCAGGGAAGGGGAUGUGAUCAACAUUGUUGGCAUCCCAGAGCCUGGCUGGUUUGAGGGGGAGCUCAGAGGCCACAGAGGCAUUUUCCCAGAGGGUUUUGUGGAACUGCUUACUCCUCUGCGGACAUCAGGAAUCUCAGAAGAUCCAGAGCCACGAGAGACUUGUGACACCAAUGGGACAGUGGAGAUGCCCCCCAAAAGAGAGGAGGAUCCAGGGAGUACCUAUGGUGUUGCCCUCUAUCAGUUCCAAGCCCUGGAGUCCAAGGAACUGAAUUUUGAUGUGGGUGACAGGAUUCAGAUUGUAGGCAUUCUGGAGGAUGGCUGGCUGGAAGGGGAGCUGAGGGGGAAACGCGGCAUCUUUCCACACAGAUUUGUGAGGCUGGAAGCCUCUGAGCCUUGCAGGGAAAAGAUGGGUGCUGGGGAUCCCCAGGGUGGAGGCAUCCAUCAAGACUCAGAAAGCACCUGCUCUGAAGCUCUUCCUUUGCCAGGGAAAGAUGGCAAGGAAAAGGAGGAUGGAGGAGCUGCAUACCGUGAGCCUGACACCAUUUUGUCUUGCACAGCGGGGAGGUCAGAGGGUCCUCUUGGCACAGACUUGAGACAGCAUCAGUCCUUUCCCAGCACAGGACACCAAGGACCAUGUCCCAAAGACACAGUGGACUCCCCCCACUUCGACAGCACAAAGACUGUCAAUGGCCUUCGCACCUCUGUUCAGCUGGCUCCCCAGCAGAGCAACAGGCCUGGCCAAGCAGGAGAGUUGGAGCCUGGGGGGAGCGUUUCAGCCUCCCCAGGAGACUCAGAAACUCAUGCCUUGCCGGAGCGUGAUGGAGACAGUCCCACUGUACCCCCACACGCUGUCUGCUUCCCCCCAGAUCCUUGCAGGAGCCAGGCGAUUUCUUCUCCUAACAGCUGGACAGCAUCCGAGCCCCAGGAGAGCUGGAGCAGCACCCAGGACCUGGACAGUUUGGUGAAUGGUCAACAGGAGAAGCCCAAACCUUGUUCUUCCAGCCUAGGAGGUGCCCACGUGGGCCUGGACAUGUGGGCUGGGAGCUGGGGGGAAUGCUGCCCACUCACAGCACAGGGGGACAGUUGCACAGACCUGGACUCCAAACUGACAGAGCAGCUGGCGCAGUUUGAGAAAAGUCUGACAACCACUGCUGAGCAGGACAAGGUCUCCCGACACUUCUCCAUCCUGGACUACAGCUCUGAGAAGGACAUUGUCCGUGGGUCUCCUGAGUGUACCCCCCACGCCAGACAGCCAGAGAGGAGGAAGGCCCUGAGGCCACCCCCUCCUCGGCCCAGCAGCCUUGCGACAACUCCUGUGCACACACUGGGUAGCCAGGUGCCCAAAGGCAGAUCUCUGUCCUUCUCGGUGAAGCCCUCCCGGCCUGCGCCCCGGCCUCCGCCAAGCAACCAGCGGAGGAGUGUGGGCCCUCCUCAGCUUCACCCCAGCACCCAGGAGCAGCGGGCAGAGGAGGGACGUGAGGACUUGACGCGAGCAGGAACAGCUUCCCCCAGCUCCAUUCUGCUGACAAGGAUUGGAGAGGUGGAACAAGACCUGGAGGCUUACGGCAAGACCCGCACUGAGCUAAGCCUGAUGCUGGAGGAGCAGCAGGAUGAGCUGGUGAGAGCAGAGACCCUGGAAAACCUUGAUUUUUGUGACUCCAACAUCGAGAGCCUAAGCAUGGAGCUGCAGGAGCUGAGAGAGAUGACUCUCCUGUCCUCCCAGACACCAUCCUUGGAGACCUCCUUGGCUGCCACUGAGAGCCCAGAGCAAAGGAUGCUGGAGAAGAGGUCCAAGGUUAUUGAGGAACUGCUCCAGACGGAGCGGGACUAUAUCAGAGACUUGGAGAUGUGUGUGGAGAGGAUCAUGGUCCCCCUGCAGCAAGCACAGAUGCAGAAUAUGGACUUUGAUGGUCUUUUUGGAAACAUCCACAUGGUAAUUAGCUUCUCCAAACAGCUGCUGUCUACCUUGGAGGCUUCAGAUACCGUUGGGCCAGUGUUCCUGGCACAGCGUAAAGAGCUGGAGAGUGUCUACAGGGCGUAUUGCCAGAACCAUGAUGAGGCCAUCGCGCUGCUGGAAACCUAUGAGAAGGAUGAGAAGAUACAGAAACUACUCCUGGACCUGCUGGAUAGCCUCAGGAGCCUGUACACUGAGUGGGGCUGCACAAACUACAUUAACCUGGGCUCCUUCCUUAUCAAGCCAGUGCAAAGGGUGAUGCGGUACCCACUGCUGCUGAUGGAGCUACUGAGUGCCACCCCCGAGGCUCACCCUGACAAGGCACCACUCACAGCUGCUGUCCUCGCAGUCAAAGAAAUCAACGUCAACAUCAAUGAAUACAAGCGCCGGAAAGACCUGGUUCUAAAGUACCGGAAAGGGGAUGAAGAUAGCCUAAUGGAGAAGAUCUCCAAGCUUAACUUCCACUCUAUCAUCAAGAAAUCCAACCGUGUGAGCAGCCACCUCAAGCAUCUCACAGGCUUCGCGCCCCAGCUGAAGGAUGAAGCUUUUGAGGAGACAGAGAAAAAUUUCCGGUUGCAAGAGCGACUGAUCAAGUCCUUCAUCCGGGACCUUUCUCUCUACCUGCAGCACGUCCGGGAGUCGGCUUGCAUGAAGGCAUUGGCAGCAGUGAGCAUGUGGGACUUGUGCACAGAGAAAAGCAGUGGGGACUUGGACCAGUUCCAGAAAGUGAACCGGCUCAUCAGCGACCAGCUCUUCUCCAACUUUAAAGAGCGGACAGAGCGACUGGUGAGAUCACCCCUGAACCAGCUGCUGAGCAUGUUUGCAGGGCCUCACAAGCUGGUGCAGAAACGCUUCGACAAGCUCCUCGACUUCCACAACUGCACUGAGCGAGCAGAGAAGCUGAAGGACAAGCGAACGCUGGAGGAGCUACAAUCAGCCCGCAACAACUAUGAGGCUCUCAAUGCCCAGCUCCUCGACGAGCUGCCCAAGUUCCUGUGCUUCGCCAAGGAGCUGUUUGCCAGCUGCGUGCGGGGCUACGCCAAGGCACACUGUGACUUUGUGCGCCUAGCCCUGGAAGAGCUGAGACCUCUGCUGUCGUUGCUGAAGGUGUCUGGCAGGGAGGGAAACCUCAUUGCCAUCUUCCAGGAUGAGCACAGUCGAGUCCUCCAGCAGCUCCAGGCCUUCACCUUCUUCCCAGAGUCCCAGGCAGCUCCCAAGAAGCCUUUUGAAAGGAAGAGUGUGGAGCGGCAGUCUGCACGGCGGCAGCCCCUUGUUGGCUUGCCCAGCUACUUCCUACAGUCAGAUGACAUCCGAGCUGCCCUCCUGGCUCACUAUCCCCCAGAAAGUCUCUUCCAGGCAGACCGCAAUUUCAAUGCUGCCCAAGACCUGGAUGUCUCACUGCUGGAAGGAGACAUCGUGGGUGUCAUCAAGAAGAAGGACCCUAUGGGCAGCCAGAAUCGCUGGCUUAUAGACAACGGGGUGACCAAGGGCUUUGUGUACAGCUCCUUUCUGAAGCCCUACAACCCACGCCGCAGCCAGUCGGAUGUCUCUAUGGGCAGCCACUCUUCCAACGAGUCAGAGCACAGCAGCUCGUCUCCCCAUAGCAACACCACGCUGACCUUCAGCCCCAGUGGAGCAGCUGUCACCUUCACUCAGAGACCCCUGCAGGACUCUGCCGCUCCAGCAGACCCAUACGAGUCCGCACAGCCCCUCUCAGAGACAGACUCCCCCUCUCUGCCCCAGCUUGGCUCUGGUGGCAGGACAGCCCCACUGGAGCCUGGUACAGUGACAUCUCAGCGCCGCUACAGCCGCCCUGAGCUCGGCUGCAGCCCUAGUUCUCGCAAUGGGAACCCCACCAAAGUACAUCUCAGACCCGCAUCCUCGGUGGAGGACAGAGACUCUGGGCUAGAGAGCAGCGAGUCUGAGGGCAACCAGGUCUAUUAUGCUCUCUACACCUUCAAAGGCCGAAACAGCAACGAGCUGAGCGUGUCAGCUAACCAGAGACUCAGGAUCCUGCAGUUUGAGGACAUCACAGGCAAUCGGGAGUGGUGGCUGGCCGAGGCACAUGGGAAGCAGGGUUAUGUGCCCUCCAGUUACAUCCGGAAGACAGAGUACACGUGA